Molecule: messenger RNA, 1575 nt
Organism: Kluyveromyces lactis
Lineage: Eukaryota; Fungi; Ascomycota; Saccharomycetes; Saccharomycetales; Saccharomycetaceae
Gene: EMP65
Product: Emp65p
Exons: 1
Coding region: 1-1575 (524 amino acids)
Biological process (GO): maintenance of protein localization in endoplasmic reticulum
Cellular component (GO): endoplasmic reticulum membrane
Source: RefSeq, a predicted model, not a curated record
AUGAGUUCACAGGAUUCUGAAGCCCACCUCAAAAGGCGAAAGGCGAGGUCUAAGGAAAGCAGUUCUGGUGCUGGGAGAAGGGUAUCGGUUGAACAAGACGUGAAUACGGUGUCAUCAUCGAUAAAGAACUUUAUAUACCAGGAGAUUCUUCCCCAAACAGCCAAGGUAUUCGAAGAGGAACCAUGUGAUCAGAGUGAGAAGUCUGUUGAAUAUGAUCUGGAGCAGAUUGCGAACAUACUGAGGGUACCAUUCCAAGUCGAGCAAUUCUUUGUCUUUGCGAUAUUGACUUGUUUGAACUGCUUCUUGUAUUACUUUACCAUUAUACCACUUAGGGUAUUCCAUGUAUUAGUGGUGAAACGAGAUGGUCCUAAAAGAAUACGACAAGAGCUUCUUACUACUGCGAUGAUUCUUGGACCCUGUUCGAUAUUGAAUGUCCUUGACACCUCAAGAAUAUAUCAUAAAAUUAAGGGCCAAAAUGCUAUUAAACUAUACAUGAUAUUUCAGGUUCUUGAGAUGACAGAAAAGCUCUUAUCAAGUGUUGGCCUUGAUCUAUAUUCAAUUAUCAUGCUCAAGAAGAGUGCCAAACAUAAGACAGAGAUGGUAAUGCUAUAUAUUGCAUGUUGUUUAUGUUUAAGUUUCCACGCGUUGAUAUACAUCUACCAGAUUCUUGCCAUGAACGUUGCGGUAAACUCGUAUUCUAACUCCUUAUGGACGCUACUGUUGUCAAUGCAGUUUUCAGAGUUAAAAUCUGCAGUUUUCAAGAGAAUUGAUAAAGAAGGAUUGUUCCAAUUGACUAUGGCUGACGUCGUGGAAAGAUUCCAGUUGAUCGUAUUUCUAACGGUCAUUGCAGUGAGAAACUUUAUCGUAGCAAGAAAGAGCUUGCGCGAUGUUUUACCACACUCAUGGAAUGUUCAUUCUACACAGUCCUUGAUAGUUGGUAUAUUUAUAGGGCCGAUUGUCACAGUAAUUGGAAGUGAAUUGAUAGUGGAUUGGAUCAAGCACGCAUAUAUUAUCAAAUUCAACAGAAUCAGAGCGCAUAUCUAUGAAAGGUAUUUGCAAAUUCUUUCCAAGGACAACCUAUCCAACAGUAUCCAAUUCCAAAAGAGGUUAGGUUUGCCGUUCCCGCCACUAAUAGUAGCCUUCCUAGUACUGGUAUGGCCUGCCAUCAGGCAAACGAUCAAGAAUAAUAUCAUCUGGUCCACUGUUCUGAUAAUAUUUGGAUUCCUAUGGGCUCUACUCACAAAGCUAACACUUCAAGCAAUACUGUUGAGAUGGACGUUACAUAUCCAAAACAAACAAGCCAGCUUGCACCCAGAUCCUUUGUAUAUCAAUGGCCAUCUCUCUGCUGGAAGAGGAAUGAUGGAUGAGGAUGCCCGCAAAAUGACACACUCUAGCCAGACAAGAACUUAUUCACCAACAAUUACACCACCAGGAUCGCCAAAACUCGCUGCUUUUGAAAAGAAGGCAAGCAUCCCACCUAGCCUCAACGAGCAAAGAACCAAGAGAGAUCUGAAGCAUCCUAAAUCGCUAGAGUCCGUUGAAAGAUACAAGAUGGUAUCAAAGAGGAUUUGGUAA